GUAAGACUUCACAAGAAUGAGGAAGUCUACAACAAGUAAAACAAGUAAAACAGUGAUGCUCACGCUGUGUACGUUUGACAACGUUUCUGUAUGAAGUUCUAAGGAAGAGUUCAAAAGAACACCAUUGGAGAAAUCGACUCAUCUUUGUCCUGAUCAGGAACAUGAGGAGAUAUGAGUGCCCAGCAGUUGGUGCUGAGACAGCGAGCAGAGCUGAUACAGACCCUGUGCAGUAGUGGGUCUUCUGAGAGCCUGGAGAGUGUGCUGGACCUGCUCUUGGCUACCGGUGUGCUGGUUUGGGAGGACUACCAGACUGCCCGGGUACCUUGCAGAACCCUGUACUCCAACGUCAGAGAACUACUGGACCUGGUCUACACGAAGGGAGAGGAAGCUUGUGCUCUCCUGUUGGCUUCCAUCAGACAGGUCCUUCCUGAGGUUCAGAGAGCUGGGCUGUGCUUUGGACACUGUGAUUCGGAUCUAGAACAGUCUAGGAAGAAACCUGACUCUGUAGCCCAGAUCUUCCUGUCAGAGAGGCCGGGUCUUGUAGAGAGACUAAGGGACUGCAUUGACGGAGCUCUCCAGGCCCUGCUUGAAGUGGGAAGCUUUACGGUGUGUGAUUGUGAUGAAGUGCAGCUGCGUGUUCACACCCCAUCUCAACGGGCAAGGCGGUUGCUUGACCUGGUCAGUUCAAAGGGGGAGCCUGCAGCUCAGGUCCUCCUUCAAUACAUUCAAAGAGAAGAGAAGCCUCACUCACUAACUAACCAAGAGGAGUGGAAACCUCCCACAGUGUGCUUGCAGUACCAGAAAAAGCUACGUAGCUCCGUGUCAGCCCAGUCUCAUAUUCUCAGCACAUACGAUGGCACCUGUAGUCUAUCCCUGGAUGACAUUUACACCGAAGGUGAUGUGGAGCUGGCUCAUGGAUGCACUGAGGCUCAGAGGGCGUUGGGCCUCGAGGACAUUGUCGGAAUGGUGGGAACCUUGAACGAGCAUGCAGACACAGUGAUGGUGUCUGGGGAGGCAGGCAGUGGGAAGAGCACCCUUCUUCAGAGAAUCCAUCUGCAGUGGGCAAAGGGAGUUGCUUUGCAGGGAUUCCAACUGCUCUUUCCAUUCAGCUGUCGCAGACUUAACUCUGAACAAAGGGAACUGUCCCUGAAGGAGCUGCUCUUCCUGCACUGCUGCUGGCCUGACCAGGACCAGGAUCUUCUCUUCCGGUUCAUCCUGGACCACCCACACUUGAUCCUUUUCACGCUGGACGGCCUGGACGAACUCAAACAGAGCUUCUCAGACGAGCGGAGGCAUUGCAGCCCAACCCAGUCUGCCCCUGUGCACACCCUUCUUUUCAACCUGCUCCAGGGCACCCUGAUGAAGGGGGUACGUAAGGUGGUGACCAGUCGGCCGGAGGCUGUGAGCCCAGCUCUAAAAAGAUAUCUGAGCAAGGAGGUUCUUCUCAAGGGCUUCUCGCCAGAUGGGAUUGAUGCCUUUGUGAGGAAGCACCAUCGAGACCCCACAGUGGCCACCAGGGUCCUUCAGUCGCUAAAGAGCAACUCAACGCUAUUGGGUCUCUGCCAUAAACCUGUCUUCUGUUGGAUUGUCUCCAAGUGCUAUAAGGAACUGCUGGGCUGUGGAGGAGGUAGUCCUCAGACCAUUACAGAUGUUUACCUGAUGGUCCUGCAGCACUUUUUCCAGCGCUACCAAACGCAGAACAGAUCUUUAGGGGAUGCUUGGCUACACAAUCACCUGGAGACCAUACACCAUCUUGGACAGCUAGCCUUAGAGGGCAUUGAGACCUCCUGUUAUGUGUUCUCGGGAACAGAGCUGGAAAGAGGUGGGGUGACUGAGGAAGACAUAUCUAUGGGCUUCCUAAUCCACAGCAAGGACCUCUCCUCUAUGAGUUGCAAACACUACGAGUUCCUUCAUGUCACCAUGCAGUGUUUCUUUGCAGCAGUCUACAUUGUUGUCAACAAUAAUAAUGCCUUUACCAUCUCAAAGCUCUUUUGGCCCCAGGAAAGACAGCAGCCAGAUCUUACUACGGCGUGUCUGCGGCCCUGCUGGGCCUCCACAGGCCAACAAGAGGGAAUUUCCGAGGCUACUGUCAAAGCAGACAUACCCAACCUUCAGAUAACCGCCACCUUUGUGUCAGGGCUUCUUUCUCAACGCCACAGUGGCCUCAUGCUGCAAUGCUGCCCUUCACCAUCUUUGGACAGGAAGUAUAGGCAGGUGUUCAAGUGCCUGUCCAGAAGCAUGCACAAGCACUUCAAGUCUAUCCCCCGUCCAGUGGAUGGGGAAAAAAAGAGCAUGCACGCCAUGCCAAGCUUUGUCUGGCUCAUCAAAUGCAUCUACGAGAUGCAGGAAAGAAAGAUUGCCAGAGAAACAAUGGCGAAACUGGAGGUGGAGCAUCUGAAGCUGACCUACUGUAACAUUGGACCUGUGGAGUGCACUGCCCUGGCCUAUGUGCUCCAGCACCUGAAGAGCCCUGUGGGGCUUCAGUUGGACUAUAACUCUGUGGGUGAUGUCGGUGUGGAGCAGCUACUUCCUUGCCUCCAUGUGUGUGGCUCUCUGUAUCUCAGAAACAACAACAUAUCAGAUGAAGGAAUCCGAAAACUUAUCGAGAAGGGUAUUCAGUGUGAAAGCUUCCAAAAGAUUGCGUCAGCACAUUGUUUAUUGAAAAUGGUGAUUAAAGCAGACCAACCUAUUACUGUCAAUCUGACUGUAUCUCUGAAUCCUUGUAAAAGACUGGGAAAUAAUAACAUCACAGAAGAAGGGGCAAAGCAACUAGCCGAAGGACUGAAGUUCAAUCAUUCACUGCAGUUUUUAGGGCUUUGGGGGAAUAAGAUUGGGGAUGUAGGAGCAGAUGCCAUUGCCAAAGCCCUAGAGAACAGCAAGACCCUGGUGUGGCUUAGCUUGGUAGAGAAUGGUGUUGGUAGUGCAGGAGCUCGUGCUCUGGCCCAAGUCAUAAAGAAAAGUAAAACAUUAAAGGAGAUGUGGUUAACAAAGAACUGCAUCACCAAAACGGGGAUAGAAUACCUGAUUCAAGCUCUUAAAAGCAACAGUAGUGUGGAGGCAGUGUGGUAUGUAAAUAACAGUGAUGAUCAAAUCAUUAAUAUCUGUAUAUUUUUUAGUGUACAGAUUAUUAUGGUUUUGUUAAAUACAUGUGUACAUGUAAUCUCUGUGAGAAUAAGGCCAGUGAGUAAACUGUGUGUGAAUUCAACUGAUUGUUUCCUCUGUCAGGUUGAAAGGUAACGAGCUGAGUCCAAAGGAGGUUGAGGAGUUGACUCUCAGAGAAUCCCGACUAACGUUCUGAUUAGUUACAUUAAAUCCAGUAGAUUAAGUGGCCCAGAGAACAGUGUUUGAACAAAAUAUUGGUGCCUGCCAUUUAUUAAACUUUUUGUAACAUAACAAUAUUUCAAAAUGUUUCUUGGCUUUUCAAAAAUGUGUAUUUGUUUUAUGUGCGUAAAAAGUGACUCAGAUUUUGUGUUUGGCCUAAACUAAAGACAAAGUUUAGAGUAGCCUACAUCCUGUGUUGGUUCAUUGUUACAAUGAAGAAUGCAAAAGUGUAAUAAAAUCUAUAAAUAUGCUA
Molecule: messenger RNA, 3574 nt
Organism: Hypomesus transpacificus
Lineage: Eukaryota; Metazoa; Chordata; Actinopteri; Osmeriformes; Osmeridae
Gene: nod2
Product: nucleotide-binding oligomerization domain containing 2
Exons: 9
Coding region: 172-3237 (1021 amino acids)
Biological process (GO): defense response to bacterium; regulation of apoptotic process; response to muramyl dipeptide
Cellular component (GO): cytosol
Molecular function (GO): protein binding
Source: RefSeq, a predicted model, not a curated record